Molecule: messenger RNA, 2166 nt
Organism: Solea solea (common sole)
Lineage: Eukaryota; Metazoa; Chordata; Actinopteri; Pleuronectiformes; Soleidae
Product: parkin coregulated gene protein-like
Exons: 1
Coding region: 15-686 (223 amino acids)
Cellular component (GO): vesicle; cytosol; neuron projection
Molecular function (GO): Hsp70 protein binding; Hsp90 protein binding
Source: RefSeq, a predicted model, not a curated record
CAACACUUGUUGAGAUGUAUAAGACAGCAGAAGGCUUCAGCCGGCAGUCUUAUAUGAAGGGAUAUGUGGUGGUAGGUCCUCCAUCUGCCGGGGCUUUUCGGGAACGCCCAUAUACGCCAACCACUUUGCGCCAAGUGUAUGAUCGUGGCCUCCUUCCAUUAAUGGUGGCACAUGGCGGCAUAAGCAACCACAUCACAUGGAGGGUAGAUAUCCAGAGGCUAGACUAUCAUUACUACCUGCCUCUUUUCUUUGAUGGCUUACGUGAGACUGAUCAUCCAUAUGAGCUCUUCGCCCGUCAGGGGGUCCAUGAUCUGCUGCAAUACGGAGGUGACAAGAUCUUGCCAGUCAUCCCCUGGCUCAUCAUCCCUAUCAAAAAAGCCCUGAAUACACGGAACCCCCAGGUGAUCUGCACCACACUUAAAGCACUGCAGCAUCUGGUCAUGUCUGCAGACAUGGUGGGAAAAGCUCUGGUGCCAUACUUCAAAAAUGUCCUCCCUAUUUUCAACCUCUUCAAGAACAAGAACAUAAGCACUGGUGAUGGUAUUGACUACAGCCAGAGGAAGGGACAAAACAUCGGGGACUUGAUUCAGGAGACUCUAGAGAUAAUGGAGCGUUAUGGAGGAGAUGAUGCCUUUGUAAACAUCAAACACAUGGUUCCCACCUAUGAGUCCUGCAUGAGCCAAUAAGGGGAAACUGUCUCCCUGGUGAUACAGAGACGCUUUUUUUCCAUUUCUCAUCAUUUGUUUUCCCCUUAAUUUUCAAAAACCCAUUCAUCAUCCAUCCAUCCAUCGUCUACCACUUAAUCCUCCACAUGAGGGCUACGAGGCUGCUGGUACCAAUCCAAGCUCGUAUAGGGUAAAAGGCAUGGUACACCUUGGAAAGGUUGCCAGUUCUCCUGGUUGUUUACAUAAAGACAGGGUUUUUUCGAGUGGAGUGUGUGCUCACGUGUGUACACGUAGGGUCAAUUUAGAGUGUCCAAUUAGCCUAUGCAGUUUUUGGAGAAAACCGGAAAACCCAGAGAAAAGCAAUGCACACACAGGGAGAACAUGCAAACUCCACACAGAAAGGCCCACACCUGAUCGAUGGUCACUAGUAGCUCUAGUGUGGCACAUUUCCAGAAACUGCCAGUGAGCACUGUGGUCGGAAUUCAAACAAUUUCCACAUUGACUAAGCAUUUUAGAGGGAAAAGCAUCGUCUGGAGAGAAAUCAUGAAGCAAAGGCAACAGUGCUGGGACAAAGGAAGUAGGAGAGGACAGAAUUAGAGGCGCCCAUAGAAAGGAGCAGGUGAUCGUGAGUAGACAUGUAGACAAUUAGAGGUGUAAGGAGGAAGUUGAGGAGGGCUGUAGAGAUUAUGACGAAUAGAGAUGAGGAUGAAAGAUGUGACAGAGUGUGGAAACAUGGUAGAAGGGAUGAUGUUUUUUUGUGUUGUUUUUUACUGAUAAAAGAAUAGGGAGGAACUAGAAUAUUUCACAGGACAAAUAUAACAUUUGUGCCUGCUCAUUGGUGAGAUUUUCUUCAUCAAGGUUACUCAAAAUGCUUAGAAAAGCCAUAGCACACCAUUCCCAACCAAACCACAUGUUUUAAUGUCUAAUUUAUUGGAAGUUUUUGAUUUUUUUUCAAAGCACUGGGAUGAGUCUCAGCAAAAUUAUAGCCAAAGAGAAAGAAGGAGAACAAGAAUAAGCUUGAUUUCCAGUAUGUUGUGAUAUAGUUCUUGGUCCCAGCAGUCACUAAUAAGGAGAGGAAGUUUAAUAUAAGGCAAAAGAUGUAAUGCAACAUUACAUAUACCAACUGCAGGCUGUCCUUCAUGACACCUAACCACCCGUGAUUCACAAGCAGCUUUAAGGAAGAUGCCUCAUCCUCCAGUCACCCAAAUACUCUUCCAGUCCCAUACAAGAACUAUAAAUAUACUGUAUGUGAAGUGAGAAGUAAACAGUACAACAACAUGUCAGACAACAACAAAAGCAGACACUGGAAAUCAUCAGAUAACUUAUCUCUAAAUAUUGCUGAAACAUUUUCAGAAGUCUGCAAAGGUCACCGAACAGUUGAUGUUGAUGUAUUGGGCUUCAAUUGUAAAACAUAGGCUCAAAUAGUUUUAUAGUAAAGAUCUUAUCAUAUGUCAUUUGUUCCUUAUAACGUAUAACUAGAAAUAAAACUCAUCAUAACACC